CAUCAAAUCUCGCCGGAUGACAGUUUCAGAAAACAGUAAUAAUGUUAAGGAGGUAGUCCUCUACGCUCCAUCUUGAAAAGGCGAAUUUCUUGAUAUUUUAAAAACGUACAAGAAAUGUGCCCAAAGAGAAGCCUUACUAUUCAAUUAUCUAACCUCGAAAGCGUUUCUACUAAUGUACGUGAUGCGCGAAGUUACAGACAAUGUAGAAUGAGGUCUUCAACAGCAGCGCCGCGCUUCGCGUAAAUCUCGCUAUUCGCUGCCAUAUUGGAUUAUACGGGCUAUUAUGACGUUGGCACACGUGAUGCAAGGUUAUGUGAUUGUACACAGCAAUACGAACCAAUAAUCCAGCUUUGAAUGUUUAGGUAGUGUGCACAUGCAUGAGUACAGGCGUACACCAUAGCAACUGAUUGCAUCUGAACCUAGCAACCAAUCAGCACGCAGGAAUGUAAUGGGUCGACUUCCGUGAUUGGUCAGAUCGUGCCAUUGUUCUUCGUUCUAUUCGUUGCAACAGCGUUCUUUCUUUCUCGUGUACCAUUACGAAUUAUUUGUGAUGCCUCGUCGUCAGCGUAACAGAGUUCCGCCGACAGUUCGUCAGGAGCGUGACGGUUUUGUUGCCCCAGAGGGGUUCGCUCUAGUGGAUCUGUCGCACUUGGCAGCUCAACUAGAGCCAAUUGCGCUUUGUGCUACGUGCCAAAGCGGGCACCUACGUCUGAAGAUCGCCGUCAACAGGAUGGGAUUUUCAAUCCCACUGUUGUUUGAGUGUACCAACAAGUAUUGUGGAGUUGACGUUCGCACCGGCCAUUCCUGCCAUUCCUCGCAGAGAGUGACUGCUGGUCAGGCGUUCGAAAUCAACAGACGGAUGGUGCUAGCAAUCAGAGAAAUUGGGGGUGGCCAUCUGCAAUGCAGGUAUGAGUUUUCGUUUUCAUAUCUUGUGUUUCUGUUUAUUACCUUAUUUUUUAUAUAUAGAAACUAG
Molecule: messenger RNA, 973 nt
Organism: Corticium candelabrum
Lineage: Eukaryota; Metazoa; Porifera; Homoscleromorpha; Homosclerophorida; Plakinidae
Exons: 2
Coding region: 551-973 (140 amino acids)
Source: RefSeq, a predicted model, not a curated record